Prunus dulcis (almond) is the source of this 840-nucleotide messenger RNA. RefSeq names its product dirigent protein 23-like. The record is from RefSeq and is a predicted model, not a curated record. Lineage: Eukaryota; Viridiplantae; Streptophyta; Magnoliopsida; Rosales; Rosaceae. Bases 130 to 708 code for a protein of 192 amino acids. The transcript has a single exon.
AUAGCUAGUGGGCCCCAAUGAAAAUCUUCUUCUAGUUGAUGGGUAGCUUAACGGCGUUUGAACUCUCGCCCAUUAUUUAACCCAGUUCGCAAACCCAAACCCAGCAAACACCCUCCAAAACUACACCCAAUGGCAAACUCAGCAACCCCUCUGAUUUUGCUCAUGCUCAUCUCUCUACUGGCAGCCAUUGAAGGAGCUCAAAACUCCACAGAGCUGAAGUGGGCCAAGAAGCUCAAGACGAGAAAGAAGACGACGUCGUCGGAGACAGUGACCAACCUCCAGUUCUACUUCCACGACACUCUCAGCGGGAAGACCCCAAGCGCCGUGCGUGUAGCCCAAGCCACAGACACCGAGAAGUCCCCCACCCUUUUCGGAGCUUUGCUUAUGGCGGAUGACCCGCUUACUGAAACACCCGACCCGAACUCCAAGCUCGUGGGUCGGGCCCAAGGACUGUACGGGUCAUCUUGCCAGCAAGAGCUUGGGCUGAUUAUGGCCAUGAACUUUGGGUUCACGGAUGGCAUGUACAACGGUAGCUCGAUUAGUAUUCUGGGUAAGAACUCGGCUAUGAACCCGGUUCGGGAGAUGCCGGUCGUGGCUGGAACCGGGGUUUUCCGGUUGGGCCGGGGGUAUGCGAUUGCCAAGACACAUUGGAUUGAUUUUACCACGGGUGAUGCAAUUGUUGGGUACAACGUUACUGUAAUUCACUAGAGUGAGUUACUUUAUCUUUCGAUAUUUCAUCCGUCUACUACUUGUUUUAUUUACUUUUAUAGUCGAAUAAUGUCAUUUAUGUCAUCUACUUUGCUUAAUGUUGAGCCGUGAUAUCUAUUUUCUUAGAGUCUC